Molecule: messenger RNA, 1467 nt
Organism: Arctia plantaginis
Lineage: Eukaryota; Metazoa; Arthropoda; Insecta; Lepidoptera; Erebidae
Source: the annotation of a GenBank genome assembly
AUGUAUUUACUAAGAGGGAGUGGUCCACCCGUCGAUUAUAUCCAAAAAUCAAUCGGUGAUUAUGGAUUGUAUCAUUUGUUGCUCUGUUUUAUAGUCUUUUUAUCUAAAUUUCCAAUUGCUUGGCAUCAAAUGGCGAUUAUAUUUCUUACACCGAAAGUAUCAUAUACAUGUGAUGGAGAACUCAAUAAAUGCCCUUGUGCUAAUCCAGAAUUUGAUAAAUCAGUAUUUCCUAUGACCAUAACCAUGAAGUGGAACUUAAUUUGCGAGAAAAAACAUCUAGGCACUCUGGUACAGACAUUGUUUCAACUCGGUACACUCAUUGGUAGUAUACUAUUCGGCAUGGCUUCCGACAGAUGGGGAAGAAGACCUUCAUUUAUAUUGGCAAUUGCUAUCCAAGUUAUAUCCGGCGUAGGAACUGCUUAUAUGGAGUCCUUUUUAUUGUUUAAUUUACUCAGACUUAUAGUUGGUAUAUCAGUGGGAGGUACAAUGGUUGUUGGAUUUGUUUGUAUUAUGGAGUUUUGUGGUACGAAGUAUCGACCACCCAUUUCAGCUCUCUAUCAAGUCCCAUUUAAUUUGGGCCAUUUAACUCUAUCUGGAUUCGGAUAUUACUUCAGAAAUUAUGAUGCUUUUCAAGUGGCAAUAUCCGCACCAGUGGCUGUCUUGCUAUUGUAUUAUUGCAUAUUACCUGAAACACCAAGAUGGUUAAUGGCUAUGAAAAAAACAGAAGAAGCCAUUAAAGUGUGCGAACGCGUUGCUAAAGUGAACAAGCUGCCAACAAAUACUAUUAGAGGCGAUUUAGUAGCUUGUGAAAAAGAAUUAGAAAAGAAACAUCUGAAAAAAGGAACAAUUGUGGAUCUUUUUAGGACUCCAAAUCUAAGAAAAAAUAUUUUAUGUAUGGCUUUUAACUGGUUUACUUGCAGUUACUGUUUUUACGGCGUUUCUCAAUAUAUAAGUUUUUUGACUGGUGAUAUUUUCGUUAAUGUUGCCAUAAGUGCAACUUUCGCUUUAUUUGGAACAUUUGCAUCAGUACCUCUCAUAAGCGUAAUGAACCGUAGAACCAUGCUUUUAUUGUUCCAAGCUAUCUGCGCUAUUUGUUUAUAUGCGUUAGCGUUUUUACCUGAGGGUACGAUAUCUGUAGGUUGUGCCUGCGUUGGCAAUUUAGCUGCAUUUGUUGUCUUCAUACUUGUGUAUUUAUAUUGUUCUGAACUAUUUCCCACCGUCGUACGAAAUGCUGCCUUAGGGUUUUCUUCAAUGACGGCUCGAAUUGGGUCUAUGAUAGCCCCAUUCGUGGUAGGGUUGAGAGACACAGCAGUUUUUCUACCACCUGUUAUCUUUGCUAUACCGCCAACACUGGCUUGCAUAAUAACCAUGUUUUUACCCGAAACCAAGGGUUGUCCAUUAAUGACCACACUACAAGAAGGUGAAGAAUUUGGUAAGAAAAAGGUUACUAAACAACCGAAUGCUUGA